Messenger RNA from Quercus robur (English oak), 1483 nucleotides. RefSeq lists its product as uncharacterized. The transcript is spliced from 3 exons. The coding region runs from base 122 to 1072 and encodes 316 amino acids. Lineage: Eukaryota; Viridiplantae; Streptophyta; Magnoliopsida; Fagales; Fagaceae. The record is from RefSeq and is a predicted model, not a curated record. Gene Ontology annotation, biological process: male meiosis II.
CCCAUUUCACACACACUCUCUCUGUCUCUCUCUCUCUCUCUGGCCUCUGCCACUCAAAUCAUGAAGACCCUUUGAACUACAUUCCUCACUCUUUCUGAACUUUUAGCAGAGAGCUUUGUUAAUGGGGUGUUUUCUUGCAUGUUUUGGUUUUUCCAAGAAAAGAAAGCGUCGAGUACAUUCCAAUAAGAAACAUGGAAGUUAUAAGCCUUUGGAUUCCUCUUUCCCUGUAAAUCUUGACAUCAAAGAGGACCCCAUUUGCUCAGAUUCUGGGUUCAGAGACAAGCCUAAGGAGGAGUCCAGCUUCAAAAUCAGGAAGAAAGUCAGCUUUAAUUUAAAUGUUCAGACCUAUGAGCCAAUUCCAACUGAUUGUAGUUUGUUGGAGAGUGAUGAGGAGGGAGAAAAGGGAAAGAAAGGCGAAGAAACAGCGAAACGAGGCCUAAUCCCUUCAUUUUCUAAAUGGCAUUCAACAGCCCUUACUACGGGCGCGUACCCUUCAAAUUAUAGGUACCAAAAUUGUACAUACAACUAUGACGAUGAGGAUGAAUUAGAAUUUGAGGAAAUUGAUUUGGAUGAUGAUGAUUACGAAAACGACAUUGAUGACUACAAUGACAGUGAUGAUAAUGAAGGUUAUGGCAACAAUGGCAUUCAUCAUGGUGAAAGCCAAGAAGAGGAUUCUGGGCAAUUGGAGUCUUCAAAUAUGGAAUCACAGGAAAGAGUUUCUUUGACUCGGUUGGCCAAGGAUAAAAUCAAUGUAAAUCCCCCGUCCGCUUCAAAUGCUCGAGAUAGAAGUCAAUAUGUACAUUAUGUGCUAAACCCAAUAGAAAAUCUCUCCCAAUGGAAAGCAGUCAAAGCGAAAGCAGCACCACCUAAGCACCAGAGGAAGGAGAACAUAGAAUUAAAGGAAGAGCCACUUAUAUUCAUUAGUUCAAAGCCAAUUUUAGAUCCAUUGCCUUUCUCAAAUCCAAGUCAGUCCAAACCUCUAAUGCAAGAGAUUGCUGUUGAUUCCAGCCUUUCAAGCUGGUUGGUUUUACCGAAGUCUAAUAGGUCAGAGAUCACAACCCAUUGCUCUUAAGGCCAUGUCAGUGAAGAAAACUAUAUUGUAUGGAUCAAAUUAAUGGAGAGAAACAGAAGGCAGAGCAAUUUUGGAAAUCAGCAAAUUAAAGGCCAGCAGAAUUUCUUAUUUCAGGUCCUGAGGGAGUUAAUUGAGUCAUAUGGAACAGGAGUAUCAUAUGAAGCUCAUCCAACUUUUGCACAACCAUUAAGAAAGGACAAUCGGUAACUAAUUUUGGUACGAAGAUGAACAGCCAAAGCUAGUUUUUCUUAUCUUUCUUGGCUAUUCAUAUAGGGUGUGAACAAUCUGGAGUGUUGUUUUUGUUUGUGUUUGUGUUCCUGAUUUUUUUAUUCUCCUCUGAUUCUUUUGUGGAUGUUGAUGAUGUUGGAUAGUUUCUCUUGUAUUGUUUAAUAUCAUCCUGAUUUAUGAAAA